Rhipicephalus sanguineus (brown dog tick) is the source of this 1362-nucleotide messenger RNA. RefSeq lists its product as uncharacterized. The coding region runs from base 1 to 1362 and encodes 453 amino acids. The transcript has 3 exons. Lineage: Eukaryota; Metazoa; Arthropoda; Arachnida; Ixodida; Ixodidae. The record is from RefSeq and is a predicted model, not a curated record.
AUGCGGUAUGCCGGCGACAUGCCAACCGUCGCAGACGGCAGAGUUGGCAGGGCAUCUGCCACUCUCUUAGCCAGGCGAGAGGUGGCGCAAAAGCAUGGCGGCUUUUACGGUCUCUCGUCAUCGGACCAAUGGCGCGGCAACCCGUACUUGCAGUGGCCAUCCGCUUGGGCAUCACCCGACCUGCGCCCAUCACCACCACGCCUACCCCCAAGCAGCCGCAAGGCCACCACCCUGCUUGGACUGCCAGCCAAAAUUCCAGCUCUGUGCCAGGAUCCGAUUUUCAAGCACGAGCAGAAUGCUGCUCUGGCCAGAACCAAGCGCCGAAGUGCCUCAGGCGCCGACGGCAUCACAUACCAGAUGCUGCGUAACCUGGAUGUGGCUGCACGACAACGCCUGUUGAGGGCUUUCAGUGACGUUUGGCAUAGCCGCACCCUACCUGAGGCCUGGCUGACUGCUGUGGUGGUGCCCGUCCGGAAACAUGGCCGCCCUGGUGCAGCCAUUGCAUCCUACAGGCCCGUCUCUCUUACCUCUGCUGCCUGCAAGCUCAUGGAAGCCAUAGCUCUGGCACGCUUGAGCUGGAUUGCUGGGGCAACGGAGUUCCUAUCAGAGCAGCAGACAGGCUUCUGGCGCCACCGCUGCACAGCAGACUCAAUUGCGGACGUCGUCUCCACCCUGGAGGAGGCCAGGAGUAAGGGCGAGGUGGCCCUCCUUGUACUGCUGGAUGUCCAAAGCGCUUUCGACGGCCUGCCACAUAUGAUCAUAGAAAGUGCUCUGGACGCACUCGGCAUCACGGGCUUUCUGCGUGCUUUCAUCCGUGCUUUCCUAGCCGGACGGACCCUCCGGGGCUACCUGGAAUGCUACCGGUUGACAAGCGCUACCCCACGCAGUGCUCCUUGUACGCAGACGACGUGGCACUGUGGAUUAGGGGGCCGAAGGCGGAACCUCACUGCCAUCAGGCGCUCCCUGCAACGCUCCCUGGAUGCUGUGACCUCUUUCUUCAGAACGAUCGGGCUGAUCGUGUCCCCCAUGAAGACGGAGGCGCUGCUGGUUCACCCCAGAGUCGCUGCGCGGAGGGCCAUCCGAAGGCUUGUGUUGGGAGACCGGCCAAUCCCGUGGAGCAAGGCGGUGACGUGCCUGGGGCUAAAGAUCGAUCACCGCCUCACUUGGAUACCAGCCGUCAAACUCGCGAACUUCAAGGCCACCAGGGUUCAGACUGCUGUGGGCAAGCUGUUGAGCAGGGGCCAAGGGUGCACCCCGCGACUGGCACUUCAGCUCUACCAGGGGGCUGCAACGGCAGUGCAAACCUACGCACUGCCUCUGGUGCAGCUGGCGCAACACCGCAAGGAGCAGUUGGAGCGGUAA